Messenger RNA from Phytophthora nicotianae INRA-310, 1301 nucleotides. RefSeq lists its product as hypothetical. The transcript has a single exon. The record is from RefSeq and is a predicted model, not a curated record. Lineage: Eukaryota; Oomycota; Peronosporomycetes; Peronosporales; Peronosporaceae. The coding region runs from base 35 to 970 and encodes 311 amino acids.
AUGUUAGAUAAAAGAGAACCAAUUCGUGUUUGACAUGCCGCGAGGUGUUCGUCGAGAAGAUCUCAAUGCUGCUGGGGAGGGCAGCCCCAGCGAAGGAAAACUUCGCCAGCGCUUUGGUCGCGACGAGGACCAUCUACUGGUGCUGCAAGUGAGUGUGGACGCACCGUAUAACGCCCGCCACGGCGCCAUAGGAGAGACAUGGGACGCCGUAGCUGAACGUCUGAAUGACCAUCCAGACUUCCACAUGCGCCCCAUAAAGGGCACAACUGCUAAGGCACGUUUCGAUACGAUCGUGGCUCGUCAUCGACUGUGGAUGGAGAAGGCCAGUGUCGAGGGCUCUGACGAAAUCGAUAGUCCGUUCCGCAAGAUCAUGAACGAAUUGGUUAAGGAGAUCGAUGCUCGUCCCAAGGGCAAUGCCAGACUUCCUGAAGACGGGAGUGGAGAAGAGCAAGAAGAGGGAACGACGAGGGGAUCACGAACUAGCUCGCGACUUGGCAAGCGUCGAGCAAGCUCGGACACAUUUGAAGAGGAGCCUGCGAGACGCGAAGUCUUGAAGGUGCCAAAAGCCAGUGGCACGAAGCAGACGCAGAGUCAACCUAGUGACUCGGAGCCUGCUGUGACGCAAGAGACGGUAGCAAAUGAAGAGCCUGCACCGUCACAACAACCAGUGACUGGAGACUUGGUCACAGUCCAGCAGGCGAUGGCUGAGCUGAUAAAAAUGCAACACGCCUUCGCGACGGGGCCUAGUGAGAUUCAUAUUCAUGCACUGGAGAAGAUGAAUGAGGCGAGAAUCCGUGAAGAGGAAGAGAAGACGAAACAGCGUGGCAUCGAACUUCAAAUCGAGAUCCAGCGCACUAAGCGACGACAAUUGGAGCUGGAAUUUGAACGAGAGGAACGGAAGAAGGACCGUGAAGAACACGCCAAGUUGAUUGCGAGUCUAGUGCAGCGUCUCGAACCGAAGAGAGAUUAGGCUCAGGCCCACAGAUUAGUGAUUAUGUGCUACAUGAUGCGUGUUGCGUAUAUCAUUGAAGGCAAGCACACUUCCAUCGUCCAGAAUCUGCCAAUUUCAUGAAACAAAGUCACUUGCUUCGGCGCGAUACCAGAGCGACACAGAAACAGCGAACAACAACCUCAAGUUUGUCACUAUCAAUGACAGUUUGUUAUCGACACCUCGCUAUCACCUAUUAGAAGUACUUCGUACUACAGUAGUAGUAUCCUACGUAAGCCUUACGAUCCCAUACACAGAGAAUACUUCACAGAAUGAUGGAAUUCAUAUAUUUUUUUUCUUGAUCGAAGACCAA